GCCCAGCGUCCUGCCAUGAUCAUUUACACCAGCGGCACCACAGGCAGGCCCAAAUGGGUUCUCCAUACUCACAGCAACAUCCAGGCCAUGGUUCAGGUUCUAGUGUCAGAGUGGGGCUGGUCCAGAGAUGAUGUCAUCCUUCACACCUUUCCCCUGCACCACAUCUAUGGCAUUGUCAACAAGCUGCUCUGACCUCUCUGGGUGGGUGCCACCACCGUCAUGCUGCCUACCUUCCAGCCUCAGAAGGUAUGGGAAGUCCUGCUCAGCUCCAAGGUUCUUAUGGUGAAUGUGUUCAUGGCUGUUCCAACCAUCUACUCCGAGCUUAUCCGGCACUAUGAGCAGCACUUCUCCCAGCCACACGACCAGGACUUUGUCAGGGCUGCCUGCAAGGAGAGAAUCAGGCUGAUGGUGUCUGGCUCGUCCGCCCUGCCUCAGCCCACCCUGUUACGUUGGGAGGAGAUCACAGGACACACCCUGUUGGAGCGCUACGGCAUGACAGAGAUAGGCAUGGCCCUGUCCAACCCCCUGGAGGGUCCUCGCAUCCCAGGUGCAGUCGGUGUCCAUCUUCCAGGAGUGGAGGUUUGCAUCGUCAUGACGAAAGCAGCCAGCACCACCGUCGCCGAGGGCAACAGCAGAGAAACUCAGGUAUUCAGUGCGUUGGAGGGGAAGGAGGGGGAGCUGAUGGUGCGGGGAGACCAGGUCUUCACAGAGUACUGGAACAAACCAGAGGCCACCAGGGAGUCUUUCACUGAGGACGGCUGGUUCAAAACAGGGGACACAGUGGUCUAUACGGAUGGAGUGUACUGGAUCAUGGGCCGCACCUCUGUGGACAUCAUAAAGAGUGGAGGCUAUAGGAUCAGUGCUCUGGAGGUGCAGCGACCCCUGCUAGCCCACCCUGAUACCACAGAUGUGGCUGUGAUUGGUGCUCGGGACGCCACCUGGGGACAGAAGGUGACAUCGGUGGUGCAGCUGAAGAGGGGGCGGAGCAUGACCCUGUCAGAGCUGAAGACCUGGGGCAGUUUACAGGCAAAACAAAGGACAUUAUUGUCACACUAGUUUUAUAGCGCCAUGAAGCAGCAUUAGUAAAAAUAUAAAUAUAUAUAUUAAAACUCCCAAUAAAUGUAGAGGUAUUUAUUUGCUUAUAAAUCGUAGAUCUACUGUAUAUUAGAUUUGUUGGUAUGUCUGCUAGCUAGCUGUGCUUUGUCAUGCUGCUCCAUUCCAUCAACCAUUUGGUGUUCAUGGUUCUGUGGUUUUACUAUUUGGGAACAUGCGAAAACCUUAAAUUGUGUGUUUUUGAAAAUAGAAUUUUGUCCACUGCAUUUAUUGAAUUAGAGGAAGACUUCACUGCUCAGUCCCCCGGGGAGUCAUCCAGACUUGUUUAUAGUAACUGCUGCUGAAGCCUCAAAAUCAAUAGCAACCUAACUACUGGAGAGAGAGAGAGAGAGAGGCCACUCUCAUUUAACUGAAGGGGCCAAGGGCAGAUGUGGACUGAUGAAAGGAGCUGAGGAGAGAAUAGAGAGAGAGGGAGGAUGAAGAAAGGAGGGAUGAUGAUGGAGGUCUGUCAGGCAGGCAAGCCGUUGCUGUUUCGGUCUUGGCUUCUUUUUUGCUCUAAAUGUCACUGUGGUUUUAUUUUGCCCCCCAACACUGGCAGAAGACACAUGUCCCUUUCUGUGGAAUGGCUCAGGCCAUCUCUCUCCCUCCUUGUGCCCCCCCCCCUCUCUUACUCGCUGUCUGUAUUCUUUCUUUCUGUCUCCCUCUGUCUAUCUCCCUCCAUCUGUCUUUGUCUUUCUCUCUAUCACUCUCUGCCCACCCUGUGUGUGUGUGUGUGUGCGUGUGUCUGUUUGUGCUGCGGGCUCCAUAUGGCGUGGGGGUGUGCCGGCCCUACUGCUGUGCCCUGCUGGUCCUGCAUGGUGGAUUAGCAGCGCUGCCUGUCUGCCAAUGACCCUGUCACCCCCCACCCACAGGUGCUGCCUGCGGACGGGCAAGCACAGGGCCAGCCAGGGUGAAGGAGAUGGAGAGG
Messenger RNA from Oncorhynchus mykiss (rainbow trout), 2020 nucleotides. The record is from RefSeq and is a predicted model, not a curated record. NCBI's taxonomy places the organism in Eukaryota, Metazoa, Chordata, Actinopteri, Salmoniformes, Salmonidae.